AUGGCCAUUGAAGUUCAAAAACUUUCGCGAGAUGCUCUCAACAAACCCAUACCCACAAUAGAAGAACCAGACAACGGCGCACCGCCGAAUCUCAAUCCAACUCGGUGGCGCCACCCUCUAGCUUCUUCUAUUCCAAUCCAACCUGAAAUCCACAUCCAAUCCAACUCAGCGGCGCUUCUUCCGUCUCUCUGCCCUUUUGUUCGAAGUUUCCAAAAAUCUCAGGUUGCUAGGAACAAAACCAAUCUAUUAUUCCUUUUGGUUCAUAGCAGGAGUUGGAUAAUUUCUCUAGUUUGCAUCUGUUUAUUUUUUGUCUCAGGAGUAUCCGAUCCUCCCCCACAGGUGAGGUCCACAUACUUUUGGCGAUAAGAAGUGGUA
This is a messenger RNA of Quercus lobata, 375 nucleotides long. RefSeq lists its product as uncharacterized. NCBI's taxonomy places the organism in Eukaryota, Viridiplantae, Streptophyta, Magnoliopsida, Fagales, Fagaceae. The coding region runs from base 1 to 366 and encodes 121 amino acids. The transcript is spliced from 5 exons. The record is from RefSeq and is a predicted model, not a curated record.